AGUAGUGAAGUCGAAUAUUACGAAUAUUCAAUUCAUAUAUCAUUGAAAUACGUAUUGAUUAUACUCUACGAAUAUAUUUUAUACAUUGUUAUAUCGUACUAUUUGACAUUUAACUACAAAAAUAUCAUAUUAUUUUUAAAUGUACUUUCAUCAUGCAAGAGCUUGCAUAAAGUAUUCACGUGCUUCUAUUUUUUAAGUGACUCUUCAAGUUCGUUCACAUAUUUCUUGAAAUGUAUGUUACAAAAUACAUCGUGAAAAAUGAAAUAUAUUUUGAUUAAUUGGGAAACAAGAAAGUAAACUAGUAAAAAUGAAUAAUGUUCAAAUAGUUUACGAAUUUAUUCAUAUAUGAAGAUAUGAUUUAUAGAUAGUACAAAUUUUAAUAAUAUUGCACAGUAGUGGAAUUAUUACAUUACUACACCAUGUAUAGGCAUAUUACGUUAUUAGAAAAUAUUAUACUUCAAAAUAAAUAUAAUUUUCAAACACAAUGUGUACAAAGAAUGUUUAUGGCCGAAUCAUUGAAAACAAAAGAAUACGAAGGUCGCAAACUCAUAGGGUUUUCAAUGGAACAAAUAUAUAAUGUUGUAGCUGACGUACAAAAUUAUAAACAUUUUGUCCCAUUUUGUAAAAAAUCCGAUGUUAUAUAUAAAAAGGACGACGUACUCAAAGCUAAUUUAGUAAUAGGAUUCCCGCCUAUAAACGAAAGUUAUACAUCAAAAGUAACGAUGGUAAAACCUCAUUUGGUAAAAGCUGAAUGUACCGAUGGUAGAUUAUUUAACCAUUUAAACACACUGUGGUUGUUUAGUUCAGGGUUAAAAAACAACGCACAAACCUGUGUUAUCGAUUUUUCUUUGUCGUUUGAAUUCAAAUCGAUCAUUCAUUCACACUUAUCGAAUUUAUUCUUUAACGAAAUUGUAAGGCAAAUGGAAAAUGCUUUUUUAGCAGAAGCUGAACGCAGAUAUGGGCGACCUUGUAUAAAAACAGUACGAUUAGAAAGAUAACAAAUGGCUUUAUCGAUUAAUUAUGAACAAUGUAUAUUUUGUGUAUAAAUAAAAAAGUGUCUAAAUUA
Messenger RNA from Megachile rotundata (alfalfa leafcutting bee), 1066 nucleotides. Its product is annotated as coenzyme Q-binding protein COQ10 homolog B, mitochondrial. NCBI's taxonomy places the organism in Eukaryota, Metazoa, Arthropoda, Insecta, Hymenoptera, Megachilidae. The record is from RefSeq and is a predicted model, not a curated record. Gene Ontology annotation, biological process: cellular respiration. Gene Ontology annotation, cellular component: mitochondrion. Gene Ontology annotation, molecular function: ubiquinone binding.